AUGGGCCAGAUCAGACCCUCACACGUUGGAAUUGGGUCCAUCGGGGGUGACCAGAACGCUGUCUCUUCCGCUUCUUUUGUGGCUCCGGUUCGGUCAACCGUCGCCUUUGGAGGGGAUGAAUUACCCUCGGUUUUGUCUGCAGCUAACGGAGUCCACGGGUUUUUGGCUGGUGAUAAGACUGAGACUGAGACCGCCGGUGUCGUUCUCACGUUGUACCCGAUCCCUUCGGCUUCAAGCUCGGAGCCUUUGGUGACAGUCACAGGGGAACCGUGGGGAGAUACUACAAGUUCCGCCUUUGUCAUCCACGGAUCAGACACUUUGAGCUCGACUGGCUCUACGACCAUUGCACCUCUUCCCUCGAGCGCCAUUUCAAUCGCGACAUCCGCAGCUGCCGCCGAUUCAUUUGCCUCUCAAACGACAACCACUACGCUCACAACCGGGGCUAGGACCACAUUCGAAUUCUACGAGGCUGGUGUGGACAAACAGUGUUCCCCGACCGAGCAGGACGUGGCCAACAUGGACGAAUUCCACAAUGUCAUGGUGUAUCUCGCACAUCCGUCCUCCAAGUAG
Messenger RNA from Fonsecaea pedrosoi CBS 271.37, 570 nucleotides. RefSeq lists its product as uncharacterized. The coding region runs from base 1 to 570 and encodes 189 amino acids. NCBI's taxonomy places the organism in Eukaryota, Fungi, Ascomycota, Eurotiomycetes, Chaetothyriales, Herpotrichiellaceae. The transcript is spliced from 3 exons. The record is from RefSeq and is a predicted model, not a curated record.